GUUGCUAACUGGGUAAAGGCAGGGUUUUGUUUCCUCGUGUAUGAGUCUUCAGAAAGGAGAACAACAAAGGAAUGUCUAGACCAGGGGCGGACUGACAACUCAUGGGGCCCCCGGGCAAUAGGGGAUCAUGGGGCCCCUGUGUCCUUGUCCAAACUCAAAAAAGCCUAUGAAAAAGGUACCAGGGGCAUCUCAUGGGGCCCCCUACUGACCCCGGGCCCUCAGGCAGUGCCCGAGUGCUCAAAUGGUCAGUCCGCCCCUGGUCUAGACACUCAAGUACUGGAAAUUGCA
Staurois parvus is the source of this 288-nucleotide messenger RNA. The record is from the annotation of a GenBank genome assembly. NCBI's taxonomy places the organism in Eukaryota, Metazoa, Chordata, Amphibia, Anura, Ranidae.